UGCUAAUUUUUUUAUGGAAUUUUGACACUUGGGUCGAGUGUACGGAUUUGUACAUUAAUAUUUACUGUAUACCGAGUAAAGCUUUUUGUACAUUCUACUCAAGUUAGAAACCAAAUUCCACUAAAACUGCGCACUUCCUUGUGGUCGCGUAAACAUAAACAAAGUUUGAUAUAUGAGCGCAUUUUAUGCGUGUGUUUAUCGUUUAACACCUUACAAUUUUACAAGUGCUGUCAGAUUUUGAUUUAAUUAACGUCUACCAUAUGAUGGUAUCAGCUUUCGUUUUCAGUACUGAGUGAAUAUCACUGGCGCAAAGAUCACACAGCACGUCAUAGAGACUGUUGCACCGCGCGCUUUACUGCAAAGAGAGAAGAAUUUAGUGAAAAAUGAAAGCAUUUGUCUUGGUUUUUAUUGUGGGAUUAUUGGUAACCUUAGUCCACAGUUACGGUAAGAUGCUAGAAGCAAAACAUUUUUCAAUAGUCAGCAAAAUAUCGUAAUAUUUACAAAAUAACAUUGGCUUGCAAGUUGGGAUCUUAUUUGUUUAGUAGAGCCUUGUUUGUCCAUUUAAAACAUUUUGUGACUUUGAUUUUAAAUCGAAAUUCUUUGGUUUACCUAACUCAAAAGUUGUUGAUCGAAAAUCAACAAGAAAUUCAUCAUUCGCUUGGCAUUCAAACCGUGCUAUAGACGUACUAAUAUUUUGUUUAUAGAAACGAAGACAUGUGUAAUCAUUGAUUACUAUUUGAGUGUAAAUUGGUUGUUUUUAGCUAGACUUUAGACUAAUUUGACAAGACUAAAUACUCUUUGAUAUUUCUAACUUGUGCAGUUACAGUAACUAAAUAUUUUUCAGUGGCUAAAUUCUCCAAGAAGACCAAAAGCCUAGGUGCGCAUUUUGUUGAUGAUCGCAAAAAUGCUAUACAGUAUACGAAUAGUCAUGCUCAAGACUGUUUGACAUUUCGCGGUGUUAUAAGCUUUGCGUCUCGUACAAUAACUAAAUCUUUCUUUCCAAGUGGAUAUAUCAUCGAAGAAGGCUAAAGGCCAAGACGCACAUUUGUUUGAUGAAAGCAAAAACUUCACAGGUUAAAAUUUUAAGACCUUGACUUGAAACCGGACAGGAUUUUCUCAUUUUUAAAAGCUUUGUUGAAGUAUAACUAUUCUGUAUUUAAGCCUCGAAUGCAUUUAACGAAAGAAAACUCUGCAAAGCUGAGUGUAGGACACCAACCUAGCAGAAUUUCAGCUUAGGUAAUUGUAUUCAAAUACACUUGAAUCUACCACACAUACCCUUUGUGGUAGAUUCUCGCGAGCCUAAACUUCAAAAUAUUGUUUCUCAGCGUAGGUUAUAGUGGUCUAGAAACACACACCGUUUGUGGUAGUUCAAACGGCAUGUAAUAUGAUCAGGCGUUUCUACAGAACAUGUUUUUCUACUUUAGAGAGCAAUUAAUUUCCAUUUCUAUUACCACCAUUCACAAAUAGAACGCUUUAAACCGCGCGAUAUUGUAAUAUGGCGGUCUGUAAUUAGAGAGCGCAUCCAAAAUGCAUUCUUCUUCCAAGCUUUAGAUCGUGCGCGUUUUUCAUGAACCAAUACUGUACAUAUAUUAAAAAGCUAUUCAACCCAGUAAACUCGAUGUAUUUUAACACAUAAAUACAUCGAUUUCAAGUAUAUUGAGUUCACUGAUUCAAUCCUGUUCAAGUAAUAGUUGUGACAUAAUAUUGUUGCACGAAUUCUUUGAUUUCGUUUCGACCAAUUGGAUUGUUCACAUUACUCAUUAGCAUUGUUUUCUGUUGGGGGCAGUAUACCGCGCUAUGGCGCCGAGAAUUUUUCGUGCAAAAAUAGAAGCGACGUGUGUUUGUAAAGAGAUAAGUGAUGAAAAGUCGGGAACUCGAUUGUUGAAGGAAUUCACAUGAAUGUUGAAAGAGCCAAGAAAAACAAAAUGGUUGCGUGCAGAGUUUGAAAAUUGUUUUGCUAAGAAAUGCUUCUUUUCGCUUUGCGAAAUUUAACGUUCUGACUUCUGUGUUCAUGUUUACAAACUGGGCGGUCUUAAGAUCGCGAUAUAUCUUGUACUAUACUGAUACUAAAACUUUGGUACAACAUUAAAGUGUUCGUAAAUAAAGAGGUCUCAGGUCUAUUAGUGCAGAUCACAAAGACAUUGCCCUGGUUUAAAGACCUUUAAAUCACGUAUAUGAAAUAUUUUAAGACGGAAAUUCAACCCAAUAGGCAAUACAAUGCAAACUGCAUGCAAUUAAUUGAGGCUUAUUUAGUUACAUUUUAUCGUAUGAAUAUAUCAGUUAUUGUAAGAGAGUCAUGGAUUCUUCUUUUAUAAUGUUAAAAAUAACCACACAAUGGAAAAUAUAAAUGAGAUAUUUUGUAAUAUAUUCAAACUAACUUCAAUCAAUCUUCAUAUAAAAGGUUGCAAAUUAUGUUAAUUGUUCCCUUAGGAAAUUGAUACUUCAAGAUGAGCCCAGAAUGUGCUAUCGGCACCAUAAUGCGUCUUAAACAGCAGUAUACUGCAUAUUUAGGCAGCUUAACCGGUGCGCAUUUUCCGCAAACACAGCAAGAAGCGCGGCGCAAAAAUAUUUUGAAUAAACGUCGACGGUAUUUGAUUAAUCUGCGUGAAAUGCGCUCAGCAUGUCGUAAAAGGUGUAUUGAAAAGCAUCAAAUAUAAGUUGUUAAACGGUUGUAUUUAUACAUAAAAUUUAGUUUAGUUUAGGUUUCCUCCUGUAGUAACACUGGAUUAAUAAGAUAUGAUUCUUGAUGGACCUCUAGGGAGAAGUCAGAACAGUUUAGAAAAAGUCCAACAGGAUUUCAAAAGGUCCCUAGCUCCUUUAUAUUAUUGUAUUUUAACUAUAUUCCCAUUGUAAAUAUUUUUUGUGAGCAAAUAUAUUCUAUUAAAUCUAUUCUAUUUAUCCAUACAGUAUAGAUAAAAUUAAUUUAGUUUGGAAUUUGUUGACCGUCAGUAAACCGACUUAACUUUUUUUCCUCCUUACCAGAUUCACGGGCAAAGCAUGCUUGUGAAGGGAGAUUUCUUUACCUCGACUGCCCGAGAUCAAAGCGGGUAAACAUAUUAUCUGCAAACUUUGGACGAACAAGCAGGACAGUUUGUUCCCGACCAAAUCAAACUUUUGAUGAGAUCCCAAAUUGCAUUUCCACGAAGGCGAAGAAAAUAAUUUAUAGCAAAUGUCAUAAGAAAAAUUUCUGUUCCGUGAAAGCAAGUUCUGCCGAAUUAGGUGGUGAUCCAUGUCCUGGAGUGUUGAAAUAUAUUGAUGUUAUUUUCAAAUGUGGUGAGUAAAACCGUUAUGUAUGGUUGUGAUUGUUACGGAUAUAUAUAUAUAUAUAUAUAUAUAUAUAUAUAUAUAUAUAUAUAUAUAUAUAUAUAUAUAUAUAUAUAUAUAUAUAUAUAUAUAUAUAUAUAUAUAUAUAUAUAUAUAUAUAUAUAUAUAUAUAUAUAUAUAUAUAAGAUUUGGUUUCGUUGGUUAUAAAAACUUUUGGUAAAGUGCUCAAUGGAAAACCAGAGCAUAUUUACAUAUAUAUAUAUAUAUAUAAAGAUAAAGAUAAAGAUAAAAUUAACCUGGUUUACUUCAUAAGAUUUAUUCACUACAACUUGUUUCGUAUGACAAGCAAUGCUUGCCACACUCAUCAUCAUCAUCCUGAUGAGUGUGGCAAGCAUUGCUUGUCAUACGAAACAAGUUUGUAGUGAAUAAAUCUUAUGAAGUAAACCAGGUUCAUUUUAUCUUUAUCUUUAUUAGCUCUAUACUUCGGUAUAUCGAGCACUCUACUCAUAUAUGAUUCUAAAUACAUAUUUGGUAUAUAUAUAUAUAUAUAUAUAUAUAUAUAUAUAUAUAUAUAUAUAUAUAUAUAUAUAUAUAUAUAUAUAUAUAUAUAUAUAUAUAUAUAUACUUUUUACUGAUUUUUAACGCCUUCUUUUCAGCCUUUAGUCAUUGAGUUUACUGGUAUGAGCAGUAUUGAGCCGCAGUGCGCCCUAUACUUAUUCUUUUUACUUGUCUAACGCCAGACGAUUUCACUCGUCAGUGGGGAAGCUCUGCAGCUUACUGGGUUAACCAAAAAAUCAGACAAUGUCUCUAGUUAACCCAUUGGGCUGCAGUGAUUCCCAGUGCACCCUACCUUUUUUACUUGUCUAACGCCAGACGAUUUUACUCGUCAAUGGGGAAGCUCUGCAGCUUAAUGGGUUAAAGUCCUUGAAAAUUCUUCCUGACUUGUACGAACCCUGAAUAGGCUUUUGUCCAUUCGCUUCAGUGAUCCUUCUCACUGAUACUCAUGUUUUGUUCGUCAGCAUAAUGUUAUGAAGGUAAGAAUAAACCAACUUAAAUGCUCUUUUGCUGUUAUUUUGUAGUAAGAAUUGUUCCUUAUCGUAAGAUAACGACAACACAAAGUUUACCUACUCAGACUACAUCAGCGGUUUCUACAAGUACAACAGAACAAGAACUUUCUACCACUCAUUCUAUUGUAAAUAUUUUUGAUGGAAAAUUUUUUGAUGGAAACAGUAUCAAGCCGAAUGAGACAAACGUGAAAGCGAGCAGUAAAGAUCCCAACCACGGGUUUUUUCAUUCCAUGCUAGUUUUGUUGGUUCUUUUGAAAGGUGAGAUCCUAUUAUAGGUUCUUAAUCUUUAGGUGAGAUUUGUUAUAGAAAACUCAAGCCAAUUGUCAUAUAUUUGGUAAUUUGUAAGAUAUCAGAUUGCUGUUUUAUCGUUUAGCAGUGUCAUUUAAGAUAUUUUAUAAGAUGUCAGUCAUAAACACAGCCCCUCGCUUAUGAUGCAUCAUGGAUUGUAAAAUAACAUUAUUUUACAAUCCAUGGAUGCAUUAAAAGCUUAUGAAGAUAAGAUGACUUAACUCCUCUAAUUUAAAGUGGCGGUGUCACGGUGCUGAUUGGCUAAAAUAAACGGUGCAAAGAAACGUUUAAAAUUAAUGCUACAUGAUUGGAAAAGAUGCAGCAGCCUCCAAUUUUUAAAACAAAGCGAGGAUGUCCUCUAUAACGAAGGGAUUAUAAAUAGUAUAUCGUAUUCCACUCCUAACUUGAUUAAUUGUUGGCAAACAGUUUUUCAAGUUCGCGCAUAUUUUGGAUGCGCAGUAGAACCGCGACACUGCCCCUUUAAUGACGUAAGUUGUAUAAUGACGUAAUGUUUAAAUUCUAUUCUAGAUAAACCCAAGCAUUCAUUACUAAGCGUGAUGACCGGUGUUGCCGCGGGUGCAGUGAUAGUCUUAAUUACCGUCCUUGCAUGUGUAUGCGUGGACAAAAGGCGGCAGAAAAAUGAGUCUGCUUGCUUUAACGACGCUACCAUGGGCGAAGCUGUUGAACUUGAAAAAAGCGAACUUUUGGAGAGAAACAAGGGGAGUAAUUCUGAGUCAGCCAAAACAGACGACCAAGUUGAUUCAGCAUUUUGUGAUGAAGAGUUAGACCGUCGAGUUUCGAAUGAUUAUGAAACAACUUCAGAUCUGGCUUACUUAGACCAAUAUCUAGAUGAAUAUAACAAAAACCGUAGUCUGCCCAGACCUCCGGUAGCGGGGAAUGGUCGCCGGGAUAGUGGAUCACAGAGAAUGUCUCGUAGAGCACACAAUGACGGGAGCAAAGGUCGGAGUUACGAUUAUAACUCGAACAACGAGAACAGUUUUACUACGUUUUCUUAAAUUUUGAAAUUUCGGGAGAAAACUAGAGCACUUUUUUACCUACACGUUCAGACAAAUCCACGGCAUCUCAAAGGUUUCUUGUCAAACUGGGAAACAUUGUUCAGUUUAGAAUCCUGCUUCAAAAGCCGAAGUGGGCAAAUCAGGAAGCGUUGUUUCUUAAUCUUAGCCAUUUUUCUCGAUGGUGAACAAACAAAGAGACAUUGUUUCCUCAACUGAAAAAACAUUUUUGUAAAUAUUUUUGCUUUCUGACGUAAGCAAUUUUUUUCCGCCGCAAUGUUUCAAAACUCGAAAGACAAAAGGUCAAUAUUUGAAGAAUACUUCCUUGUUUUUGCUCCUGCCACUGCAUGGGCACUGGCACUGCAAUUUCCUUUUCUAGAAGAGGUGCAGCUACGAGCUCUAACUUUCAGGGAGAAAUAUGCUGCUUACUAGUCAUAGUUCAAUGUUUUUCAACUGAUGUCCUACGCACUAGCGGCAAUGCCAAUGAUCAAUCAUAUAACAUAUUGCUUGAAAUUUCAGCUGCUAGAAAUAAUUUAAAUAAUAAUACGUAUUUUGUUAUGAUAAAAUAUCACUUAGAUGCGUUUAGCAACAAAUUGAUCCAUGUACAUCACAAUCGAAGGUUUCAAUUGGGAAUCUAUUUUCUUUAAUAUUUAGCUCAUUUAACGGGUAGGAAAUAUUGAUAAGUUGAGGCAACAAAGAAUAGCGUAAAUUUGUCGGUUUUGUUUGAGUUAAUAUCUGUAGCUGUUAGCCUUUAUCACCAUAGUUGAUGUUUUUGAAUAUUAAUAUAUAGAGUCAGGUGGGGGCAUGCAUGCACAAUUUUUGAGCCAUUUUUAUAUCAUCAACUCAUUCACGUCUUAAUCUAUGUUUCAAGAUGCUAAUCUUCACAUUGUGUUUUAUUUUGUACUUUUUGAAACUGUCGAGUAGUUUUUUAUGUUCAAAUAAAGUUACAUUUUAAAAUAAUCUGUCAGACU
Paramuricea clavata is the source of this 6603-nucleotide messenger RNA. NCBI's taxonomy places the organism in Eukaryota, Metazoa, Cnidaria, Anthozoa, Malacalcyonacea, Plexauridae. The record is from the annotation of a GenBank genome assembly.